Molecule: messenger RNA, 570 nt
Organism: Symbiodinium sp. CCMP2456
Lineage: Eukaryota; Dinophyceae; Suessiales; Symbiodiniaceae
Source: the annotation of a GenBank genome assembly
AUGUCCGUUGCCUCGGGGAAGCUCUCCAGAGCAAGCUCCGGCAUCAAGCACACCAAAUCUGCAAUGUCAAACGCCACCAGCUUUUUCCGCCGCAUCUCGAUGGGAUCGCUGACCUCGCUGCUCUCCUGGGAGCGGAAGGGCACCGGGAACUUCGAGCUACACCAGGACGAGGAUGCAUCCACAGCCUCGGAAAGGGGACUGACCUUGGAGGAGCGGCUAGAGAAAAUCGUGCUGCCUGAUAUCUUGACUGCCGACCACGAUGUGGCUGCUUUGUAUUUCUUCUCAGAUACCAUGCUCUCCAAGCGGACGAAAGUGGUGAUCCGACUCGUGUCUGACAAGAAGACAGACAACUUGCUGGCUUGCAAGCAGCACAAUCUCAGGAAAGCAGACAGAAGUUCCAAGCACGACCGAACACCUGAUUUGAUUAAGCGCCAGGCAAUCAUGCUCUACGAAUGCCGCGAUCAUCCGAACAUCAUCCGGCUCCAUGAACUCUUCAUCGGUAAUGGCUACUUCUACGAGAUCUUGGAAUAUGCCAGCGGCGGAAGGCAGCGGCCUCGUCUUCAGGUAGAA